CGUCUCUCUUCUCUCCUUCACCAUUCAAGCCAUUGAAGCCAUUGAACAUACUCGCGAGCUUGACCGACUUUGAGGGGAAGCUGCACACAACGACGUGUCGCGAAGACGCAUCCACAUAGAGCAUGGCUGACGUCCGAUCUCUCCUCCGUCAGCAGCGCACUGCCAGACGCAUCGAGCACCCUCAUGCUGCCUAUUCGGACGCGGGCAAGCUUCUCUGUAUCCUUUGCCACGAGGCAAUCAAGUCCGAAUCGCUUUGGGACAGCCAUACUCGCAGCGCAACACAUACUACGAAGCUCAAGGCUGCCCAACAACAAGCCUCUGCCAGUGCAAACGGUUUGGCAGUCACAGCCAACGGCGCGCCUUCGAACAAGCGGAAGCACGACGAGGAUGAUGAUAUGGAUGACGAGGAUGCGGCAGAAUAUGUGCGGAAGAAGCGAAGCAGGGCCAACAUGAGCACUCCCGCGCGUUUGUCCGCCGGCGAGUCGGACCGGGAUCUCAAGGACGUCACGCUCACACCGCCAUCGCUGAAUCGUCGGACGUCGACAACGCCAGUCCAGGGCGUCGAGAUCCAGAUUCCUUCGCGGCCCCAUACGCCCGCGCAUAAGGAUGGGGCUUCUUCGAACUCGACACCGACAGUGCAGCCAGUUGGUCCGUCCCCGCUGAUUCCGCAGGAUGCAGCCUCGGCAAACGCGGCUGCGGCGACAUCGGCCGCGCAACCGAAUGGCGUGGCUGCCGGGGCUGGGUCUGCCGGGGGACAGGUGGACGAAGACGAAUGGGCUGCUUUCGAAGCGGAUAUCGCAGCAACGACAGCACCCUACGCGGAAGAUGCUGUGAUUGCGGCCCCGGCCAUGACUGCCGAAGAGACGGCCGCGGCCGCGAAGACGGAAGAGCAAGAACAGGAAAAGAGACGUCUUGCCGCCGAGAAGGAUAUUUUGGAUGAAAAAGAGGAGGCCACCAGAGCAUUGGAAACAGAGUUCGAGGACAUGGAAGAGCUCGAGGCCAGGGUCCGGAAGCUAAAGGAAAAGCGCGAAGCUUUGAGGAGACAGAGUGAUGCGGGCACGGCUGCGCCUCUUGCCAAGUUUCUUGAGAAGCCUGCCGGAGCCACUGGAAAAGAGAAUGUGGAAGCGGUCGGCGAGGAGGAAGAGGAAGACGAAGAUGAGGAUGGGGAUGACGACGACGAUUUCAUGGGCUUCCGCUAUCGUGCAUGACGAUGAGUCUAAUGUUUCCCCUCUCCCUGGAUCCAAAGAUGCUUGUUAAUUGGAACUGCGUUUGGACGUCUCGGUGUUGUAUAACUACUGUAACUUAACCAUUCACUUCUGGUUCAUAAUAUAUGACGUCCCAUGGCGGGCGUACUUCCCAGCCAUUUUACAUGCGAACUUCGAGUACAAUUUAUUCCCAAUGCCCGCGUAUUAUUGAUCACAUCUCUAAGUAUACCUAGUAAACAUUACUUUUCGCCAUUAUCCCCCAUGUUGGGGGCUGAAGUAUGUGUUCCCCUGAGCUCUCCCGUCCAUAUGUCACACUCUUUCAAUUGCACGUAAGU
Messenger RNA from Colletotrichum destructivum, 1540 nucleotides. Its product is annotated as Putative Zinc finger protein. Gene Ontology annotation, cellular component: spliceosomal complex; nucleus. NCBI's taxonomy places the organism in Eukaryota, Fungi, Ascomycota, Sordariomycetes, Glomerellales, Glomerellaceae. The transcript has a single exon. Gene Ontology annotation, molecular function: zinc ion binding; nucleic acid binding. The coding region runs from base 123 to 1208 and encodes 361 amino acids. The record is from RefSeq and is a predicted model, not a curated record. Gene Ontology annotation, biological process: mitotic DNA replication checkpoint signaling; mitotic DNA damage checkpoint signaling; nuclear DNA replication.